CGAUUUCCUCUCGGCAAAUCACAUGUACUUUACGCGUUUUUUACUUUGUUCGAUUGUCAAAAUGUCUUCAUUUUAAGAUAUAUUUCUUCGUUUUGCGUCUAUAAUCGUUAAUUCAAUUAUGUAAGUACAAUUGCAUUUUUAUAUUUUAACGCCGGUGCGGCAUAAUUUGCCGUAAUCGCGUUUGUGUGUUGUUCGCUCGGUCGGUGGUGGGUUAAUGGUGGACGUCCACAGCCACAUCACAGACUGCUGCCGUACGACCGCUCGUUUUCGUUUCAUCAUCGUCGAAUGUUGGUUGUCCACAAGUCGUCGAUGUAAAUUUGUCUUUUUUUACUGUGAUAGCACCCCUUGCUAAAAGUUGUCCGUCACGUGGGGAUCGCCCUUUGGGUCGGCACCCUUACAAGGAUACAUUGGGGUGAUUUUCUAGGUUAUUCUGUUUGUAGAGUUUUCUUGUUCUAAUGGUGUAAAUUAACUUUUAAAAAGUUAAAAGCUUACAUUAUGUUAAGGUGUUGGUUUUAUAUCUUUCAGUUAACUUUCUUUAAUAUCCUUUUCUCUUAAAGGAGAACCUGCUUAAGGGUAUUGGGGAUGCUUGUACAUUGUUGUGUUUAGCCAGUCUAAGUAUUCUAUUUAUUCUACUAUUUAUCUAUAAAAUAAUAUUAUCAAUUUAAUUGUACAAUACCUAACUGUUAUGUAAUAAAAUCUUAUUUUAUCUUAUUUUUUAUACCAUUUUAAGGUAUAUAUUAGUAACUUAGUAGUUGAAGCUGUAUCAUAAAUAAAAAAAAUCAAUGAAUUAAAUAUAUUAAAAAUAUAUAGUACUAUAAUUAUGUUAAGUUUUUUCAACAAAAUAAAGUUGGUUAUUAGUUCACUUUUAGUACGAUAAAUUACCAGCAAAUUAACUUUUCUGUUCCACCUAAAUAUUACCUACCUAAAUAAUUACCUAGUUAUUUUAAUUACAAAUUUAAAAACAAAUUGUUUUUUCAUGAAAAUCAUGCCACACUGUUAAAAAACUAAUUUUGUAAAUUUAUACUCUUAAUAAAAUAAUAUUUAGAAGAUUUAGAAUUUCUACAUCCCAUAUCUUUUGUUUAUUAAUUUUAUAUUAUAGUCUAAUAAUAAUAUGACUUCUUUCUGGUUAUGAAAUGUUUAUUUCUCAUGUUAGGUAUUUUCCAUUAAACUAUUAGUUAAUUUAGUUUGUAAGUUUUAAGUCUUUUGAAUUAGGUGUUGAUAUUUUUAAUUGUGAUUUAGGUAGGUACCUAACUAAAAUAUUUUUACUAUCAGAAAAAUACAUUAAAUUACAUUUGUCUUCUUUUUUUAAAAAUAUAAAAAUUAGUUUUGUAUUCCUGACCUUGAAGUUUUUAAUAUACUUAGUUUUUUUUCAUAAAGUAUUUUUAAAUAUGAUUUUACUAAUUUUACGAUGCUAAAAUUAUAAUUUAAUUUUGUAAAUAAUUAUAUUUUUUAAGGUUAGGUACUAUUUACUUUUACAUGACUUAACUUUUUAGAAACUAUUUAUUAGAUAUUUUUUAUUACAUAUACUAAUUGUACCUAUUUUACAAUAUUUUUAUAUUCAUCUGUCUAAGUAUCUGAUCGUUUAUUCGUUUCAAACAAAAUAAAUGUUCUAUCCGAUUUGUGAACAACAUUACAUUUUUUAUUAUUUUUAAUGUUGGUUUCAAUUUUAUCCUCAUUGUAGGCUAUUGUUAAUCUUGCUUAUUUUUUAUUAUUAAUUUUAAGUAUAAAAAUAAGUUGUUAUUCAAUUUUAAUUACUAGGUAAACUUCUAGGUCUUGGAUGUUUUAAUUAUUUUUUGAUUAUAUAUUGUCCAGAAUGUAGUAUUUGUAAUACAUUUUUAAGUUAAAUGAACUGCCUACCUAGUUAUAAUGUGUAAAAAAAUCACGACCAAUAAAUUAUUUUAAAAUAUUUAUUACUAGGUACACACAUAUUGCAACCAUUUAUAUUAAGCAAAAUUUAAUUUUUAUGGUCAUUUUAAAAAUAAGUUUGGUACUUCUUAGUAAUGACACUACUUAAAUAUUUAUAAUAUUACUUGAAAAAUAAAUUUUUUUUAGCAAAAUUAGUCAAUUUUUAAUUUUUAAUUGGAUGUUAUAGUCGCAUUCAUCGUUUUUCUAAGUGGAAAUGUAGCAAAUAUAUAUUUUUGGAGUUAGAAUGAUACAGCUGGUGUAAUAAAUCCAAUACAAAUUGUUUCAUUGUCUUUCAAAAAAUAUUAUAAUUUUAUUAUUUUUUUCAAAGAGGAUUUUCUUUUUUUAAUUGUUCUUGUAGUUUCUUUAAGCCCACCACAGAUAAUUUACUUAAUCACACGUCAAAUUAAUUUUAAAGAAAUAAUUAACACAUUUUGCUUUGUCAUAAAUAGGGCUAGGAUUCCUAUGCAUUUGCAUGUUUUUUCCUUAAGUCCAAAUUGGUUGGUUGUUAAAUAUUUCCACGAUUUAGCUUAUUCUCGAUGAAAUGUAACAUUUUUUUUUUUUUGCAUAUUUUGAACAUAAUGUAUAUAAUUUUUGAUAAUCUUGUUAAUUUUAAAUUGUAUUUAUUUAAUGAAAAUCAAUAAUUAUUUGGUUAUUUGUCGAAUUGUCAUAAAUAUACUACCUAUCUAAAUCUUAGACGACCGAUAGGAUUACCUACACAUUAUUUAACAACAUAGGUAUAUUGUGAGACAGUACAGAAGUAUUUCACUUCAUUCGUAGUAUGACAAGUGUUGAGUAAAUGUACGGACCAUAUUUAAUAAUUUUAGCAGUUUUAAUAAUAGUACUAUUUAUAAAAAAUUUGUUUUUGCAUAUUUUACAAUUUCUUUUUGCAUAGAAAUUCCAGCCCAUUCUAGUCAUAAAUAAUAUUUUGAUGAAAAUAUCCAAUUGUUAUAUUUAUUUUAAAAAUAAAAAAUUGACUUCCAAAUUCUACAACCGUACAUCCUCCAUUCCCUUAUAAAAUACAUUCUAUUUUAUCUAAUAAAUAAUUAUAAAACUGUGGACCUAUUAAUUGGAUAAUAUUAUAAUUAAAUAGUUAAGUAUAUUGUACUACAUACUUAUCAAUUUUGGGGUUACAGAUGGAUCACAUAUUUUGGUACAUCACAUAUGACAUCAUCACUGCCAGAUUUUCUGGUUUUAAAAUAUCAAAAAAUCUGUCUAUGGUUAUCAAAUUAGCAAAAUAAUAGUACUGUUGGAACUCACAAAAAUAUAUAUUUUGCUAUAUUAUCCUCUAAAAAAAUGACAAUUGCUACUGUGUCAUCCUCUUGCAUUUAUGUUAGUAGCUAUAUAAAUCUUGAAAUUUGGAUUCCCUCUUUAAAAAUUACUUUUUUACAAUUUCAAGUUUUCGAUAUAUAACAGAUUAUAGGCCAGUAUAACAAAAACAAAUUUAUAUGUUUUUUUUAUAUUUUUUAAAUGAUUGAGUUAGUAAUAAUAUUUUUUGUAUAAUUGAUAUGUAACAAAUUUAGUUUUAUUUAUGAAAAUGUAUAAAUGCACAAAUCAUGAAAAUUAUUUUAAAUAGUGUAUAUUUAAAUGAAAAUCAAUUAUAGUAUGUUAGAUAUGAUAGUUAUGUAUUGACACAGUUAUACAAUUAUUUUAUAACUGGGUAUUGUUCAAAUUUUUAUUUUGUUAUAGACAAAUCAGUUUAUUAGUUUAUUAUAAUCAAAGGCUUGAUGUAUACCUAUUUAAAUUAUUAUUUAAUAAAACAGAUUAUAUAUACCUAUAUACUAUGUAAAUAUUAAUUCAAUUUUUACUAACUAGGUACCUAUAAUCAACAUGUAAUACCGACAAUUAUUUUAUACUCUGUUAUUUUCAUUUUAAAAUAAUGUAUAUUGGUGGUAUUACAUUUUCUGUUUAUUAUAUUUAAAAAAUAAGGUACUCAAUAUCGUUUAUUUUGACUUUUUGGUUCUAAAAAAUUGGUUUUAUUUUUAUUUUUUACGAAAUAAUGAAUAGUUGAAUCAUCUAUUUUCUACUGUUAAAUUUAAGUUGAAGAUAAAGUUAAAUAUAUUUAAAAUUAAUUUGGUUAGGCUUAAUAAUAAUCAUAUUUUGGGAAAUCAUUAAAUUUCAAAAUUGCGAUUUCAGAAUAUUUUAAAUAAUGAAUGCAAAUGAGACGAAAAAUGGACCGUCUAACGAAACGAAUGACUACUCUGGACCACCCGGCAUGGAUGUCGGCGGCACAAUUGAGUCUGACUGGAAGGAAGUUGUGGAUAAUUUUGAUGAGAUGAAUUUGAAAGAAGAAUUAUUACGUGGUAUUUAUGGAUAUGGUUUCGAAAAGCCAUCGGCUAUUCAACAGCGUGCCAUUUUGCCAUGCAUCAAGGGACUUGAUGUUAUCGCUCAGGCCCAAUCUGGUACCGGCAAGACUGCUACUUUCUCAAUUUCUAUUUUGCAACAAAUCGAUACUAAUUUGAAUGAGUGCCAAGCUCUUAUUUUGGCACCUACACGUGAGUUGGCCCAGCAGAUCCAAAAGGUAAACAUAUUAUAAUUAACACGUUAAUAAAUAUUUAUAUUAUAUCUGAACUAUUUUUUCAGGUGGUCAUUGCCUUGGGUGAUUUUAUGAAGGCUGAUUGCCAUGCUUGUAUUGGUGGAACGAAUGUUCGUGAUGAUAUGCGUAAGUUGGAUACUGGAUCCCAUGUAGUGGUAGGCACUCCUGGCCGUGUUUAUGACAUGAUUGCUAGAAAGUCGCUCCGCACACAAUUCAUUAAGAUUUUCGUAUUGGAUGAAGCUGACGAAAUGUUGUCUCGUGGUUUCAAAGAUCAAAUUAAAGAGGUAUUCAAGUUCCUCGAAGAAGAUAUUCAGGUUAUUCUGUUGUCGGCUACUAUGCCUGAAGAUGUAUUGGAUGUUAGUACUCAUUUCAUGCGUAAUCCUGUACGUAUUCUUGUGCAAAAAGAAGAACUAACGUUGGAAGGUAUGUGUUUAUCAUGAUAUAUCUAUGAAUGUUCUUUCAUUAAUAUGUUUUUAUAAAUUGUUUAAUUAGGUAUCAAACAGUUUUACAUCAAUGUAACUAAGGAAGAAUGGAAAUUUGAAACUUUGUGUGAUUUAUACGACACUCUUAGUAUCACCCAAGCUGUGAUAUUUUGUAACACACGUCGUAAGGUGGAGUGGUUGACUGAAAAUAUGCGUUUGAAAACAUUUACAGUGUCUGCUAUGCAUGGAGAAAUGGACCAACGUCAACGUGAGUUGAUUAUGCGACAAUUCCGUUCCGGCUCUAGUCGUGUAUUGAUAACUACUGAUCUGUUGGCCCGGGGCAUUGAUGUACAACAAGUGUCACUAGUUAUCAACUAUGAUUUGCCGUCAAACCGCGAAAACUAUAUUCAUAGGAUUGGGCGUUCUGGCCGUUUUGGUCGUAAGGGUGUUGCCAUCAAUUUCAUCACCGAUGACGAUAAGAGGGCCAUGAAGGACAUAGAAUCGUUUUACAAUACUCACGUGCUCGAGAUGCCACAGAACGUGGCUGAUCUGCUGUAGAUCUGCUUUGUAUCUGUGAGUAGUUACUUUGAAACGAGUGAAAUUACAACGUUCAAAACGAUUCAAUUUUUUUUAUAUAUAUAUAUACUUAUAUAAAAAAACAAAACAAAAACAUUAAAAAAAAAAAAUUAAAAUUAAAAACUAUCAAAUAUUUUAUCUUAAGCAGUUUUCUUUCCAUUUUACUGUGUCUGAUUGUCAUUAAAGUCAUCUAGAGAUAACUAUUUCGUUAAUCCAUUUAACGAAAAUGAUAAAUACACAUUUUAAUACUUGGUAUGUUUUGAUUUUAAAUAAAACUUAUUAUAAAAAUUUCAUAGUCUCUUCUGUUUUGUACUUUUAUAUAAUAAUUCCUUUCAGUUGAAAAUAUAAUAUAUUAAAUAAUAUCGAUUCUUAGGUCAAGAGUUGUGUGUAUCAUUAAAAAAUGUAUAAACCAUUUUUUUUUCCAUUAUGUAUCAUAAACAUAUUUCUAAAAAUAUUAGGGAUGGUUGGUAUAUUGUUUAAUCUUCUGCCAUAAUUUGAUUUUUUGAGUCAAUAUUUAAUAAAUUACUAAACUAGUAAAUUAGAUUAUAUCAUAUGCACCUUUAAAAGCAUUUUAAUACAAUGUAAUUUAGAUAUUUUUAUUUGUAAUAAUAAUAUACCUUAACAAAAAUUAUAAAAAUUUGUUUUCAAAUAGUUAAAUAAUAUAAUAGGGUUGAGUCACCACCUAUUAACAGUAUCCCUGUUAUGACCAUGACUUUGUAUUUUAUUUGUUAAUAGCAUAAUCUUCUAAUUUGAUAUUCCAUAUGGUAAUUGUUUUAUUCAUAUACAUAAAUUCAUUUAUUGGGUAAUAUUAAUUAUUACAUACAUGGUAGCAUAGGAUGGCCAUAAAAAGUGAAAAUGAACUUUUAAAAAAGUAAAAAUUACAUCUUAUGCAUUAUUAAUCAAGUAUUGAUCUAGUCUUAAAAAAAGAGUAUACAAAGUUACAUUUUCAAUUGAUUUUGAUAACCGUGGACAAAAUAACAGAGAUAAGUGUAAACAAUUUUUUUAGGUGGCUAUAGAUGGUGACCCCACCCUACAAUGUUUUAAAACUGAAUAUUUUUAUUAUUUAAACUUAACCAGGAUAGGAUAAAAAUUAGAAAUAUUUAAAGUGCAAAAAUUUAAUUAAACUUUUUUAAUUAAUAGAUAAGUAGUACCUUAUAUGAAUAUAUCAAUUAAAAAUGUUUAAAUUCUUUUAUUGAUUUUAUUUUUUAAUUAUAAUGCAGAUAUAUUUGUUUAGGCUAUUUUAGGUCUUAAAAAAAAGUAAUAAUAUUUUUUUUUUACAUUGUUGAUAAUGUGAAAUUACUGUUUUUUCUCUUACCUUUAUUGAAUGAAGUACCAGCAUGAUUAAGUAUCGCCUGGAUGUUUUUUAGCGAUUGUUUAGCCUCGGCAGCAGCUCCACCCUCGACCGGUUUCAACGUCUUCUCAUCUAGGCCUAAUGAACCAGACACAUACAAUACAUUGCCCACCUGCACCGCCUGACUAUAAUUAUAAAAAUAAAAUUAUGUUUUUUUUUUUUAUACAAAUUUAUUUUUAAAAUUCACUGUAAAGUUCAAUAAUACUUGUAAGCUCCAGGUAAUUUUGGAACCAACGGGGAGUUUAUUAUUUUUCUUAUUACACUCAUAAUUAUAUUUUUUUUCCUUUUUAUAUUAAAUAAUAUUAAAAUAAUUGUAAUAUUUUUCUAUCAGUACAUUAGUUUCCUUAUAACCUGUUGAAAUAUUAUCUUUACUAUUGCAUUUAUAAAACCCAUACAUUCGUAAAACCUAAAAAAGUGAUGAAGGUUACAAUUUCAAUGGAUAAUCAUAAGAUUAAAUAUAUUAAUUAGGUUAUAGGUUAUUAGGUCAUUAUUAUUAUUUCAGUAACCUAGUUGCUAUUAUUUAUAUUUUGUAUUUUCAGUAAAUGAAAACUUAUUGCUAUUUUUCCUCGACAUAGAUUUAAUAUAUUUAGUAUUAAUAUUUAUUUUUAAAUACUGAAAAAUAAUUUUUUA
This is a messenger RNA of Cinara cedri, 7417 nucleotides long. Lineage: Eukaryota; Metazoa; Arthropoda; Insecta; Hemiptera; Aphididae. The record is from the annotation of a GenBank genome assembly.